Molecule: messenger RNA, 1879 nt
Organism: Purpureocillium takamizusanense
Lineage: Eukaryota; Fungi; Ascomycota; Sordariomycetes; Hypocreales; Ophiocordycipitaceae
Exons: 2
Coding region: 58-1872 (604 amino acids)
Biological process (GO): protein phosphorylation
Molecular function (GO): protein kinase activity; ATP binding
Source: RefSeq, a predicted model, not a curated record
CUAGAUUUGUACACAGGACACACGAAGCCAGUCUGAGCUUCAUCACUUGGAGUCAACAUGGCCGACCCCCUCAGCGUCGCGGGGCUGGCGCUGAGCGUCGCGUCGCUGACCUUUGAACUUUUCUCGGGCUGCAUCAAAGGUUACAAUCUUCUCCUUGACGCCAAAGACAUGCCGAAAAGGUACCGCCAUCUACUUGUCCGACUUCAAAUGGAAAAGGACAAGCUCCUGGGCUGGGCAGUGCUGGCCAAGGUAUCGGAGAGCGACGACUCGCUGGUCACGACGAUGAAACUGAGUCGACAUACCAUACAGGAUGCAUUUCGUGAGAUGCAAGUGCUCCUCCUAGAUGUGGCCAAGCUCAACCAGCGCUACAGCCUGCAUCUUGUCGCGGUGGAAGAUGAGAGCGAAAGUGAUGAAGCUGAGGCCGAAGACGCCCCGGAACCACGAAAGCUCCCAGAGCACUUUGUCACGCUUGAGCAAAGGGCUGUUCGACUGUUCGACAAGACUAGAAAGAGCCCGAGACGGCUGCGCUGGGCAUCUUUUGACAAGGGGAAGUUCGAGGAGCUGCUCUCGACUAUUACACUGCUGAACGAGAAUAUGACCCAGUUUCUCAACGCGUAUGAGCUUGAGAAGCACUUCAAGAUGCAAGAGGUAACUUUUAUGCAAGUGCUUCAAGUGAGCAAUCGCAUGGACGAGCUGCUCGAGCUUGUCAAAUCACUCUCAGCGGUGCCCGUUGCCCCUGAGGGUGCCAUGGAGAUCAGCAACGACCGCGCACAUGUGCAGCGGCACGCUUAUGAGUCGCGAGCUGUUCGACUAACCCGGUUCAGAGCCUUGAACCUCUCAGCCGACAGGACGCAACAGGGUGACAGCAUUGAUGGGAAGCAGCCACCAGCAGAGGCGCUGGAGGUGUCGGUCGAUGACCUCCAAGUGCCGCCGGUGUCUGGGUCGGUAUAUCCCCGGGAUGGCCAAAGGUCAUGUGCCACCGUCCAAGGAAAGCCGGUGUGGAUAGAAUGGCGGUACUAUCAGCCUGUCUACACCGACGAGGACGACGAUGAAAUUGGAGGGCCGCCGGCGACGUUGAUGACACGGGUCGCGAAAAUGGCAAGACUGUUGUCUGACCCCGAGAAGCCGCCAGAGUUUCAUGUCCCCGAAUGCCUAGGAUAUGUCCGAGAUCCCAUGGAGUGCCGCUUGGGGUUUGUCUUUAAGAUGCGUAUGCCGACAGAGCCGAUGCUCCCAACAUCGCUGCGUGAGCAUCUUGCAACACUCAGGAAGCCAUCACUCACGAUUCGGCUUGAAAUGGCGCGCUUGAUUGCCGCCUCCAUCUGGUAUCUUCAUUCGACUGAGUGGCUCCAUAAAGGACUGCGAAGCGACAACAUCCUUUUUGAGGACACGGGGAAGGGCUCACUGUCGACACCGGUACUGGCGGGAUUUGACUACUCGCGGCCUGCCGGCCUUGAUGAAACGACGGAGCGUCCUACGGGGGACCCGUCGCACGAGCUGUAUCGACACCCAAAGACCCAAUUCGACGUACCGCGGGAGGGCAAGAACGGGUUCCGUAAACUGUACGACAUAUAUAGCCUUGGUGUCGUUCUCUUCGAAAUUGGUAGCUGGCAGCCAAUCCACCGGGUCAUGGGCCUGGACGAUGGUCAAAAACCCAAAGCGGCGGCGGCGAAGACGGUCCGCGAGACGCUCCUUUCCGAGGAGAAGCUCAACAUCCUCGAAGGAGAGGCAGGGUCAAUGUUCUCGUCGGCAGUAAAAUUCUGCUUGACAGGUGGGUCGGACGAAGAGAGAGGCGGGCGCGGGCCGGAUGAUGCCACCCUGCAGCUCGAGUUUUGGGAGAAAGUUUUGGCACCACUGGAGAAGAUUCGAAUCUGACGCUGGA